GUUAUCUUCUAGCCUUUCUAGCGAACACGAAAUCAACAAAGAAAAAGCCGCAACAGAAAGAAUCUGUCCAUAGACAUAGACACCCGACAGAGACAGGGAGAUAAAGAGAAGAGUCGAAGACAAACAGAGAGUGAAAGAGAUAUCUGGAGAUGGGAUUGGAGGAAGUUGGUGAUUUGGCUGUUCAUGUAAUAUUAGUGAAAUUGGGUCCAGAAGACACCGCCAAAGUGGCUUGUGUCAACAAGCGCUUCAGGGCUUCGGCUUCCGCAGAUUCUCUCUGGUCCAAAUUUUGCUUUGAUGAUCUUCGUCUUUCUUCCCCUCUUGACCCUCUCGGUGACACCGCUUCUUCUUUCAAGGAAGCUUAUCAAAGAUGGCGAGAAUCUUUUGGUAUGUACCCUUGGCCCCUAGUCCAACGAGUUAAGAGAUGUUGGGAUCAGCUUAGAAGCUGGUUGGCCACAAAUUUCCCUGAGGCCAAGGCCACACUUCGUAAGGGUGCAUCAGAAGAUGAAAUUGAAGAGGUUGAGAAAUUUUUGGACGUAAAAUUGCCAUUGCCCACAAGAAUUUUGUAUCGUUUUUGUGAUGGUCAAGAAUUUAAAGAAGAUAAUCUUUCAAGAAGCAGCAAUGGCUGCUCAUUAGGUCUUAUAGGUGGCUAUGCUUUUUAUGAACACUGGGUCAAUGUCUACUUGCUGCCAUUAAGUCAGGUUGUCUUGGAGACGAGGACAAUCGUACAUCACCUAGGAAUUUCUGGUAGAUCAAAGUAUAUUAUUGUGGCUGCUUCUCCCACAUUCAGUGAAAAGUUAUUUUUCCUCAACUGUGAGAAUGGCCAGCUACAUGUUGGCACCAGGAAGCUUCAAGCUGAUGGACAAAUGAUUCAGUGUGUGCCCAGUGGUAUGAUAAGCUCAGUGCAUGAUCUUAACAGUGAUGGACAGCAGGAUGCCAUGUUGCUUUGGCUUGAAGAGCAUGGUCGUCGCUUGCAGAAUGGCAUCAUCAAACUUCAUGAUGAAAAAAAUUUCAGAAGUAUCUCUCAGUUUCCAGAGGAAUCUCCCCUCUGUUCAACUGCUGUAACUAAUGGGGUGAAGGUUCGUGCUUCUGCAGUCUUUGUUCCGGAGUUAGCGGACCUUCAACAUAGAUCAGAGAAGUACUGGUUCACUUAUUCAAUUCGCAUGUCCCUUCUGCCGGAAGGCUGCAUCAUCAAUGGAAUGUAUUUCAGCUCUUGCCAACUUCUUCGGAGGCACUGGAUCAUCCGUGCUAAUGAUACUGUGGUGUCUGAUGUUAAUGGAGAGGCUGUUAUAGGCAAGUUCCCACUUUUGCGACCUGGUCAGAAAGAAUUUGUUUAUGAGAGUUGCACACCUCUACCUACUUCUCCUGGUUCUGUUGAAGGUUCUUUCUUGUUUGUCCCUGGGAGAAUGGCAGACCCUAAAGGUGGUCCAUUUGAAGUUGAAGUGGCACGAUUCCCCCUCACGCUACCAGACUACAUCUUCUGAUGACAUUGCCAGAUCAAGAAGAGCAUGGUAGCAUCUUCUGGGAAGGUUUUCUUGGCUCAUCAGACGUAUUCCUUUUGCGUGAGGUUUAAAGCAUGUAAAUCAGCAUCAUCUUGAACUUUUUUAUGUUCCCUGUUGCUUGUUGCUCAAUCGAGCUGCUAUUGUUCUUGGCAUUUUAGCCUGUGCGUUUGGACGCUUGUCUGAACGUUGAGUCCUGUUCGAAUGAAGUUACCUUGUAUAGUAUGCACUUUUGGGCGAGUUAUCUAUUUGUCUCUUUGGAUGUUGGAAUGAUUUUGCAUUGGCAAUGUAUAUAAAGUGCAGAG
Tripterygium wilfordii is the source of this 1801-nucleotide messenger RNA. RefSeq names its product F-box protein SKIP16-like. NCBI's taxonomy places the organism in Eukaryota, Viridiplantae, Streptophyta, Magnoliopsida, Celastrales, Celastraceae. Gene Ontology annotation, molecular function: protein binding. The transcript has 6 exons. Bases 150 to 1481 code for a protein of 443 amino acids. The record is from RefSeq and is a predicted model, not a curated record.